AUGGCUUCCAAUGCGGCGGUGCCUUUUUGGAGAUCUGUAGGGAUGACAUACAUAAUAUAUUCAAACUUGUGCGCAAAUCUUGUUAGGAACGGUCUUAAGGAGCCCUAUAAGACCGAAGUCCUAAUUCAUGAGAAAAUUCACUUCACCAUUUUCAAAUGGGCUGAUGGAAAACUUCAAAAGACAACCACACGAUCGGACACUCCAUAUGAAUGAUGCAUGAAGAUGUAGUUGAGUUUUUAGCCUUCGAGAAUUUAUU
This is a messenger RNA of Impatiens glandulifera, 256 nucleotides long. RefSeq names its product ATP synthase subunit epsilon, mitochondrial-like. Lineage: Eukaryota; Viridiplantae; Streptophyta; Magnoliopsida; Ericales; Balsaminaceae. Gene Ontology annotation, biological process: proton motive force-driven mitochondrial ATP synthesis. Gene Ontology annotation, molecular function: proton-transporting ATP synthase activity, rotational mechanism. The record is from RefSeq and is a predicted model, not a curated record. Gene Ontology annotation, cellular component: mitochondrial inner membrane. Bases 1 to 213 code for a protein of 70 amino acids. The transcript is spliced from 2 exons.